Molecule: messenger RNA, 4453 nt
Organism: Sardina pilchardus (European sardine)
Lineage: Eukaryota; Metazoa; Chordata; Actinopteri; Clupeiformes; Clupeidae
Gene: rab11fip4b
Product: RAB11 family interacting protein 4 (class II) b
Exons: 14
Coding region: 502-2199 (565 amino acids)
Biological process (GO): endocytic recycling; regulation of cytokinesis
Cellular component (GO): endocytic vesicle; recycling endosome membrane; cleavage furrow
Source: RefSeq, a predicted model, not a curated record
GAGCAAGCGACCGGCAGAGAGAGAGAGAGAGCGAGCGACUGAGGGAGUGUGUGCCAGAAAGAGUCUCAGUCUCUGUGUUAGUGUGUGUGUGUGCGUGUGUGUGUGAGAGAGAGACCGAGAGAGAGAGAAAGCGCUUGUUUCAGUCUCGGUAAGAGGCUGAGCCACAGAAGUUUGAAACUGACUGGAGCUGAAAGAAGACGGUCUCCCUCACCUCCCUCUCUCCUCACUGUUAUUCACUCUCUCCCUCACCGACUUCUCUCUUUCCCUCUCUCUCUUCCUCCCUCUCUCUUUCUCUUCCUCUUCUUCUCUUUCUCUCCCUCUCUCUCCGUCCGUACUUCCCUGUGCGUUUGGAUUACCACCACCGGGACUUCUGACCAGCACUGACGGCAGCCUCCGGUCAUCACCUGUUGGACAUUGGGACAGUGGGACUGCUGAGGGCAGUGGGUCCGGCGAGUGUGUGUGUGUGUGUGUGUGUGUGUGUGUGUGGAGGGGGGCGAGUGGAUGUCUUCAGCGGAUGCCGUGGGUCUGUCCAGACGCGAGUGGAGUCUGGGGGAGCAGCAUGACCCCCCUGCAGUGAGCGACGGGUACGUGGAGGAGGGAUUUGGCCAAUCGAUAAGCAUGUGCACGCGGACGGAAGUGGACGGCGUGCUGUUUGAGGAGGAGGAGGCCGAAGGCUGUGAGGCGCGCGAGUCGGACAGGGACAGCGCUGUGGAGAGCGUCCCCGGCUCCGAGAGCUCGGAUGGAGGACGGUCCACUGAGGGCCUGGGCCUCUUCUUCCCUGAGGAGAAGCGGGGCCAGAUGAACCCCUCCGUGACCUCUGACCUGUCCACGAUCUCCUCGGCGUCCCUGAACGAGGAGCAGUUCGAGGACUACGGCGUGGGUGACGACGCCGAGUACGCGCCCAGCAGCCCUGACGAUGAGAACCGCACCAACGGCCACUCAGACCUGGGAUCCUCCGUGCCCUCCAGUGCGGGCCAGACCCCUCGGCGGGCGCGGCCCCCGUACAGCGGUGAGCAGAUGGACGUGUUCUGCUCCCAGUGCUGCAAGAAGGUCAACCUGCUCAACGACCUGGAGGCCCGCCUCAAGAACCUCAAGGCCAACAGCCCCAGGAAGAUGUCCAGCACAGCGAUUGGCAGGCAACUCCUCCACAACAGCAACAUCAGCAGCAGUAACGGCAGCACGGAGGACCUGUUCAGAGACAGCAUCGACUCGUGUGACAUCGACAUCACUGAGAAGGUGAGUUACCUGGAGAAGAAAGUCGCCGAGCUGGAAAAUGACAAUCUGAUGAAUGGGGACGUCAAGUCCAAGCUGAAGCAAGAGAACACUCAGCUGGUCCACCGGGUGCAUGAGCUGGAGGAGCAGCUGAAGGACCAGGAGGCGCGUGCGGAGCGGCUGAUGGAGGAGGAGCUGAGGAGGCACCGCGAGGCCUUCAGCAAGAUGGAGCGCGACAAGAACACCGAGAUCGAGCUCCUCGCCAACCGGCUUCAGCAGCUUGAGGAGGAGAACACCGAGAUGGCUGUGAACAUGAACCGACUCAAAUCACAGUCUGAGAAACUGGAUGAGGAGAAACAGAGAAUGACCGAUAAACUGGAGGACACCAGCUUACGGCUCAAGGACGAGAUGGAUCUGUACAGGAAGAUGAUGGACAAGCUGAACCAGAACCGGCACGAGCACCAGAGAGAGAAGGACGCCAUGCAGGAGCUGAUUGAGGAGCUGCGGCGGGAGCUGGAGAACCUGCAGCUCUACAAGCUGGAGGCCGAGAGGCUGGGCCGCGUGCGCAGCUCCUCCGUGAGCUUCUCGGACUUCAGCCCGCGCACCCGCGAGGCCGAGCUGGAGCUGGAGGUCAAGAGACUCAAACAGAGGAUGGCUCCGCAGGACUUGCCCACUGAACUGCAGCACCUUGUGUCUGCUGGGGCCAGGCUGCGUCCCAGUCUCCUGGAGAAUCAGAAGCUGAGGGAGCAGAACGAGGAGCUGAACGGGCAGAUCCUCAGCCUGAGUCUCCACGAGGCCAAGAACCUGUUUGCCCAACAGACGAAAGCCCAAUCCCUGGCUGCAGAGAUAGACAGUGCCUCCCGAGAUGAGCUGAUGGAGGCCCUCAAAGAACAGGAAGAGAUCAACAUUCGCCUCAGGCAAUACAUGGACAAAAUCAUCCUGAACAUCCUGGACCAUAACCCCUCCAUCCUGGAGAUCAAGAACUAACUCCACCAGAGGGGACGAGGAGUGGAGACUCUACACUGGACAUAUAGCGCCCCCUGUUGUCUGUGCUGGAACAUGUGAACUGCACCCAUGCUGGAAAACUGGAACUUUUUUGCCCAUGUGUCUUGGGAGGGGGAAAAAAAAGGAAAAAAAGAGAUUUUUUUUGUAUGUCUUUGUUACGAUCUGUGAAUCUUUAAAAGAUAUUAAUACCUUUCAUGCACUUUUUUGAAGAUUAUGCUGUCAUUGCCAUUGCUGUAAAUCAACAAAAACCAUUGAGGGUGAAAUCACUGAGAGGGAGGAGGAGGUGUGGGCAUCCCUGAAGCACGGUGCCAUACGGUGCCAGGCGGUCAGCAACCCUCUGACCACCCUGUGCUUGAGCUAACGGCACAGACGGCCCACGGAGAGGGCAGCAGGGCCAGAGGUCAGAGGUCAGAGGUGUGGAAGAGACAGUAGCGUCUCAACGCGUUGAGAAGUGCUUGUACUACUGACGAGGAUGACGCAGAAUGCUGGGAGGGAGCCGGGUUGUCUGUGACAGGCCAGUUGCUAUAGCGAGAGGUUGUGGUCGUGGUCAGUAUGUGCUAAUAAGGGUCGGGGCUCAUGUUGAAGUGCCUGUGGUCGCGGAGCGGGGAAAACUGAGCGCUCGUAAAACAUGGACCACGAAUGUGAUGAGGGAGAAACAAGAACAGACUGCGGAAGUGAAGUUGGGUGGAGGGGUGGGUGUGCAAGAGACUUGCAUAAGGCAGGUGUAUAUUCUGAAACAAUAAUUGGUUGAAAAGAUGGUGAAACUCACAAAUGUGCACUUGGUAAGAGUAUGUUACGGAGUCAGUUUAAAGGAUAUAAAUGGUGGGUUACUGACCAAGGCUGUAGACCAGAGAGUUGUGGGUCAAGGGUCAUACACUUGAAUGUACAGUACAGUAGCACAGACUAUGUGAAUGUCACAAUGCUGAAAUUAUAUAGGUUACUUAAACAGAGGCGGAGGUCGUUCCUGAGGCGUUCAGUUUGUGUGUGGUCACGGUGAUGCACAGCGCAAGCCCAUCUUUUGCUAACUUUUGGUAACUUAUAAUGAGGGGAGCAUUUUGCAGCAAUCCAAAAUCAUGGUGUGGUUUUGUGAAGUACUGCCAGGUAUACACACACACACACACACACUUGUAUGAGAUCGAUUUGUUUUUCACCAGCAAAUUACUGUUGAAUCUACUUAUGUGGGCUGUCAUGACUCUGCUCAGACACCGAGGGAUAGACUGAUGCAAAUGCACCAGGACUUCUGCAUAUUUGCAAGUGGCUCAAUGACUGUCAACAACAACAACAACAACAACAAUAAUAAUAAUAAUAAUAAUAAUAAUAAUAAUUUAUCAGCAAUGUAGGCUCCAGCCAGAUGAAUAUGACCCAGCCAGAGUGUAUUAUCCAGCAUUUCAGCGACGAAGCCAGUAAAGAUUUCUGUUUUUUGACAGUUGUAUAGGGAUAUGACAUUACUGAAAAAACAUGGAGUCUAGUUUUGCUUCUUGCACAAAGCAGUUUCUUUGCAUGUACUUCUGGUGAUUGUGCCUUGCCUCCUGUCUGUUCCACAUGGAUCCAUGUAGACCAUUAAGAGUAUAGGCUAUAGUAGGCUGACUUUAUAUAGACGUUCAGUGUCUUAAAAAUUUUUUGUGAGAUGUAAAUGUUGUACAGAUUAGUUCAUUUGUUUUAAACUUAGUUUUUUUGUUUUGUUUUGUUUUGUUUUUCAAAUCAGACAAGGCAUUUUCAGAGCGAACAGUAGUGAACUUGUAGCAGGACAUUUGGUGUUCGAAGGUAGUCCUAUCAGGACAUAAUACUCCCAAACCUAGAUCUUUUUCUUUCUUCUUUUUUUAAAAGAACAAUAUUUCAUUUGAUCUCAUGGAGCUUUUGUGAAGUUGAAUGGGGUAUGGCCCGUCUGACUGCUGCUUUAGGUGCUGCCCUGAGCCAACUGAUGAGCUUUCUUCGGAGUGCAUACCUGCACCUUUUUUUUCGUCCCUUUGAAAUUUAAAUGGUAGACCCUAGGCUACGGGAAGAAGCUACCACCAUGUAGCCAAGACCCACUUUAGACACAAGCCGAGUAAAACCUGCAGAUGAGCGGUCAUCAAGUUAAUUGGUCAUCUCAUCUGCAUGGAAUUUGUGUUUUAACAGUCAUACAACACCUGUUGUUAAUAUCCGGUUAAGUCUAUCUUGUAAUGAGUUUGCUAAGCUAAGUUUUUUCCCUUGUGAAAAUAAAAUAAUUGCAUAAUUAAAAUAUGUUGAACAAGUA